Messenger RNA from Echinostoma caproni, 483 nucleotides. The record is from the annotation of a GenBank genome assembly. NCBI's taxonomy places the organism in Eukaryota, Metazoa, Platyhelminthes, Trematoda, Plagiorchiida, Echinostomatidae.
AUGGAUUCACGACUCAUGGGCCCGGUGUUACAACAACACAUUCGACGCGUUAUUGGCACCCUCGGGGAUUGCUAUGACGGUCCUAUUCGAGUCAUACGGCGUGCAGAUGAUGAAAUUAUUAGCACCAGGUUUCCGCACCUCAUGACCACGGAGAACGAGUUAAUGCUAUGGAAUUUUCUUUCAGUGAGCGCGGCAGAGCAAAGACAAGUUCUUCGUGAACUGGAUGUAACGUCAACACAGUUAGAACCGUUAGUGGUCGAGGAGCUGCGCGCUGAGUUGCUCGGCAAGGAGCGAAAUGCGGACAGCGAUCAAACCCCGGUCGUCCCGGUUCCUCUGACUGGACUCUAUCCAUCCGCUCUGGGCAGCAAGAUCAUGGACCCCGUUUUCCUCGAUCGGACCGCACAAUUCUCCCCGGGAUUUUACACUACUCGUUCCCCACCCGCUCUCCCUCACUGUCUGUACGAAGCGAUCCGACAGUUGUAA